ACCGGCUGCUGCUCCGCUCCGUUACCGACGUCUCUGGUCGCUGGUUCGAGUCCCUAAAACCCGCGUUUAUCCGAGCGGCACCGGCCUGCCGGCGGGGCGACAUGUCCGACAACAUCAUCGUUAGGGUUCAGUCCCCGGAUGGGAUGAGGAAGAUCUCGGCCACCAAGAGGGAGACGGCAGCUGCUUUCCUCAAGAAGGUGGCUAAAGAGUUCGGCUUCACCACAAACGGGUUUUCUAUUUAUGUAAACCGGAACAAGACGGGGGAGAUCCAGUCGCAGAACAAAUCCCUGAGUCUGCUGAAGAUCAAGCAUGGGGACAUGCUGUACCUCUAUCCCUCUGCCGCUGCUUCCUCCUCCUCCUCCGGGGAGGUGAUGGACACCAACACCUCCCUCUCCGUUCCCUCCAUCCCGUCCUCCUCCUUCUCCUCCUCCUCCUCCUCCUCCUCCUCCUCCCUCAUCCCUCGCUCCUUCUCAACGCUGCAGGUCCAGGAGGACGAGAUCGACCAGUUUUUAGCCAAGCAGGACGGCAAGAUCUACCGGAACAAAGACCCGCAGCUGUGUCACCACGGAGCCCUGGGGAAGUGUGUCCACUGUGUACCGCUAGAGCCUUUUGAUGAAGACUACCUGAACCACCUGGACCCGCCGGUCAAGCACAUGUCAUUCCACGCUUACCUGCGCAAGCUGACCGGAGGAGCCGACAAGGGGAAGUUUGCAGCUCUGGAAAACGUCAGCUGUAAAAUCAAGUCCGGCUGCGAAGGUCACCCUCCCUGGCCGGAGGGAAUCUGCACCAAGUGCCAGCCCAGCGCCAUCACGCUCAACAGACAGAAGUACCGUCACGUGGACAACAUCAUGUUUGAGAACCACACCAUCGCCGACCGGUUCCUGGACUUCUGGAGGAAGACGGGCAGCCAGCGGAUGGGCUACCUGUACGGCCGCUACACGGAGCACACGGACAUCCCGCUGGGCAUCCGGGCCGAGGUGGCGGCCAUUUACGAGCCCCCCCAGAACGCCACCCAGAACAGCCUGGAGCUGGUGGACGACCCCAAAGCUGCCGCAGUGGACGAGAUCGCCGCCAAACUCGGCCUCUGCAAGGUGGGCUGGAUCUUCACCGACCUGGUUUCCGAGGAUACCAGGAUAGGAACAGUCCGCUACUCCAGACACCAGGACGCGUACUACCUGAGUGCAGAGGAAUGCAUCACGUCUGGAUACUUCCAGAACCAACAUUCAAACCACUGCAGACUCUCCAGAGACGGAUUCUUCGGGUCAAAGUUUGUGACCGUCGUAGCAACAGGUGGGCCGGACAACCAGGUCCACUUUGAGGGCUACCAGGUGUCCAACCAGUGCAUGGCUCUGGUCCGGGACGAGUGUCUCCUUCCCUGCAAGGACGCGCCGGAGCUCGGCUACGCUAAAGAGUCCACGCCCGAGCAGUACGUGCCCGACGUCUUCUUCAAGGAUACAGACAAGUUUGGAAACGACGUCACGUUUCUAGCUCGGCCUCUUCCUGUGGAAUACCUCAUCAUAGACAUAACCACAACGUUUCCAAAGGACCCCCAGUACACCUUUACCUCCACGCAGCGCUAUCCCAUCGAGAACCGGGACAUCAUCGGUGAGACACAAGAUUUCCACAGCUUAGCCACGUACCUGUCCCAGUGUUCCUCCACGACAUUCCGGGACAUCGUGUCGGACUUCCAUCUCCUUCUCUUCCUGGUCACCAAUGAGGUCAUGCCUCUCAGAGACAGUAUCGGGCUGCUACUCGACGCAGUGAAGACGUCCAACGAGGACUUGGCCCAGACGUGGAAGAAGUCUGAGCAGUGGGCGACGAUCGAGCAGCUCUGCAGCACGGUGGGGGGGCAGCCGUCCAGCUCCCAGGGCUACGGGGCCAGCGGGGGCCCCUCGGUUCCCGCGCCGUCCUCAGCCAUCUGGUCCUGCCUCCACUGCACUUUCAUGAACCAGCCUGGAACUGAGCACUGCGAGAUGUGCAGCCUGCCCCGCAGCUAAGCCCCGCCCCCUUCACCCCCCGGCCCCGCCCUGAGUCCUGCACCAGGCCCGGACCCCCCGGAGCCCCCCCGGGGCCCCCUGGCCCCCCACGUCACUCCCGGCUCGCAGGCGGCUGCACCUUCACCUGGUUCCCCGAGUAAAAUUCAAAUCAGACUGAUUUUCAUUUUGUAUCUCGUCUGUCGACGCGGCAGUUUCUUGUUUUUAAGCACUUCUUCUUUCUGAGGCCCCGGCAACCAGGACCCCUCCCCUCCUCCUCACGGCCCCCCGGGACCUCCCCGGGGCCCCUGGGACCCCCCGGGGGCUCAGGACAGCAGCAAACACCUCUCAACGGGGAAAGUUACUUUAAUUUAAAUGUGUUUUUUCUUCUUUUGUGUGAACAGAUUGUAGCAGAAACCUUAAGGUCCUGGUCCUGGUCUGGGUCUCUGAGGGGCCCCGACAGUCCAAUCCCCUGUCAGGCCCCAGAUGGACGGAGAGAGAGAGAGGUUAUAUUUUUAGUGAUGAGUUUGCCCCCCCCCUCCAGAUCCGUAUUUAACUUCUCCGGAGACGUUUCCCUGGUUUUUGCUUGGAGUCGUUGAACUUGAGCAGCAGGAUAUGUAGCUCCUCAGCUGGCGUUUCCACGGUUACCUGUGACCCGUAGCUCCUCCCCCGCUAACAUCCAGACGGCGUCAGGGAUGUCGAGCGAAGGGGAAGCAGAUUCUCUUCCUCCGUCUCAAACCCGGCUGAGCUUUUUAACACGACGCUCCCGGACGUCUCGAAAGACGAGCUGCACGUUUAUCGGCGGUGACCGACUUCCUUCCAGCCGCUGGGACGAGUCAGGACGUCUCAAGAUAUCUAGAGACGCGUCAAGGUGUCUAAAGAUGUUUCAAGGUGUCUAGAGAUGUUUCGAGGUGUCUAGAGAUGUUCCGCGUUUUCUAAAGACGUUCCGCGUUUUCUAAAGACGUUCCGCGUUUUCUAGAGACGUUUCGCGAUCUCUAGAGACGUUUCGAGGCGUCUAGAAAUGUUUGGAGGCGUCUAGAGACACAUCAAGAUGUCUUCUUCGGGUUAGGGUUAUGGACGUAUCGGUGUCAGCAGGUUCCCCGGUAACCGACCCGUCAGACGGAGCAACAACCUGGUCGGUUAAACGUCCUCCAUCGACCAAAACGUCCUCACGUCUCUAAACAAAGAUCGUGUUAAAGAGGACGAGCUGCUCGUUUCCUUCAACCAGCCGUCUCCUGAUUCAGGCCGUCGGUCUCCAUGACGACAGACCAGGUCCA
This is a messenger RNA of Cololabis saira (Pacific saury), 3250 nucleotides long. It is a transcript of the gene nploc4, whose product is annotated as NPL4 homolog, ubiquitin recognition factor. Gene Ontology annotation, molecular function: ubiquitin protein ligase binding; ubiquitin binding. Bases 102 to 1997 code for a protein of 631 amino acids. The transcript has 17 exons. Gene Ontology annotation, biological process: ubiquitin-dependent protein catabolic process. Lineage: Eukaryota; Metazoa; Chordata; Actinopteri; Beloniformes; Belonidae. The record is from RefSeq and is a predicted model, not a curated record. Gene Ontology annotation, cellular component: nucleus.